Molecule: messenger RNA, 1209 nt
Organism: Didymosphaeria variabile
Lineage: Eukaryota; Fungi; Ascomycota; Dothideomycetes; Pleosporales; Didymosphaeriaceae
Exons: 1
Coding region: 1-1209 (402 amino acids)
Source: RefSeq, a predicted model, not a curated record
AUGCCGAACGGAAACUGGAUCCUCGGCGACCUCUUCCUCAAGGACUACGGCCACGAAGGCAGCAUCAAGAAAUUAUGGGAGAUGCGAUGGAUGUUUCCCUGCAAACUAGGCGUAUACCCCUUCCAUGACGGCAAAUUCGAGGACUUCGAACCAAUUUUCAGCCAUCUCAUAUCGAAGGAUAUCAAUGAUCCGUUCUCAGACAAGUACACCUCCUCCUUCCUUCCCACCGCCCGGUCCCUUGCAAAGCAAGCCCAGGACCUAGAAUCCUCGGAUAAAGAGCAGGCAAAGAAGAUGUACUUGAGGGCAAAUGCCGUAUACAGACUGUCCAGAUUUCCAUACAUCGAUACAGAAUUGAAGAAAACCGCCUUCGAAGAACAAAAAACGGCCUACCUUCGUGGCGCUGCGUUAUGGGAUGUCCCCGUCACCGAAACAAUCAUUGCCCACAAAUACGCUUCUAACAACGACGGCGAUAAAAUCCCCCUCUAUAUCCGCAAACCUCCCGGGAAAGGCCCGUUCCCUACCGUACUGCUGAUCACAGGCCUCGACGGCCACCGCCCCGACAACACGGAGCGCACCACAGAGCAUCUAUCUCGCGGUUGGGCAACCGUCAUCUGCGACAUCCCCGGUACAACGGUAGAUUGUCCUGCCAAUAGACGGGAUCCGCUAUCACCUGACCGGCUGUUCUCUUCGAUACUGGAUUGGAUUAGAGAUGAACAGGAACUGGAUGAGACAAAGGUGGUGGCAUGGGGUUUGUCGGCGGGAGGGUAUUAUGCGAUCAGAUUGGCGCAUACACAUAGGGAGAUGUUGAAGGGCGCGAUUGGUCAUGGGGCCGGGACGCAUCAUUAUAUUGGGAGGGAGUGGCUGGAGCAGGUGCAUAGGCAUGAGUAUCCGUUCGGGCUUGAGAGGGCGUACGUUGGCAAAUACGGAUACGCCGAUUGGAAAGAGAUGUUGGAGAGGUGUCAGGAUGAGUUUAGUCUUGUUAGUGGGAAAGGGGAGGGGGUUGCGGUUGUGGGGGAUGGUAUGAAGAGUUGUAGGCUGUUGCUAAUUAAUGGGGUGUUAGAUGGGUGUAUGCCGAUGGAGGAUAGUGUGUUAUUGAGUGAGUAUGGGACUCCGAAGGAGUUGAGGAUGGUGCAGGGGAGGGCGCAUAUGGGGUAUCCGGAGGCCAACUCAUUUGUGUAUCCUUGGAUGGAGAGUAUAAUGAAUGCGUAA